Messenger RNA from Protopolystoma xenopodis, 340 nucleotides. The record is from the annotation of a GenBank genome assembly. Lineage: Eukaryota; Metazoa; Platyhelminthes; Monogenea; Polystomatidea; Polystomatidae.
UUACUUACGACCGGAGACAGCGCAGGGGAUAUUUGUCAAUUUUCAGCGACUUCUGCAAUUUAAUCAAGGUCGUUUACCAUUUGGCGCAGCUCAGAUUGGCCAAGCAUUUCGUAAUGAAAUAAAUCCACGGUCUGGCCUUAUACGCGUCAGAGAGUUCACAAUGGCAGAAAUAGAGUAUUUUGUUGAUCCCUCGGACAAAUCAUUCCCUGCAUUUUCAGAAGUGGCUGACCUUGAGCUCACUCUCUAUUCCGCAUGCGAUCAAAUGGAUGGAAAGUCUCCAACAUCUGUCAAGUUGAGGGAUGCUAUAACGCAGGUACAUAUUUUUUUAUUUCAUAUAUAG